Molecule: messenger RNA, 1694 nt
Organism: Staurois parvus
Lineage: Eukaryota; Metazoa; Chordata; Amphibia; Anura; Ranidae
Source: the annotation of a GenBank genome assembly
AUUUGGGGCUGCUGAAUAGCAUGGAACAGCAGAUACAGAAUGGCUCAUCUUCUACAAGCCCCUACACAAAUGAGCAUGCCCAGAACAGUGUGACAGCACCAUCUCCAUAUGCUCAGCCAAGUUCUACAUUUGAUGCCCUGUCUCCUUCUCCUGCCAUCCCAUCAAAUACAGAUUACCCAGGACCUCACAGCUUUGAUGUUUCAUUUCAGCAGUCUAGCACAGCAAAGUCUGCAACGUGGACGUAUUCUACUGACCUCAAGAAGCUGUACUGCCAGAUUGCCAAAACUUGUCCAAUUCAGAUCAAGGUGAUGACUCCUCCACCACAAGGGGCAGUUAUAAGGGCAAUGCCAGUCUACAAAAAAGCAGAACAUGUAACAGAAGUUGUAAAGCGAUGCCCAAACCAUGAGCUCAGCCGGGAAUUUAAUGAGGGGCAAAUAGCUCCCCCAAGCCAUCUUAUAAGAGUUGAAGGAAAUAGCCAUGCACAGUAUGUGGAGGAUCCAAUCACUGGCAGACAGAGUGUUCUGGUACCAUAUGAACCCCCACAGGUUGGCACUGAGUUCACAACAAUAUUAUACAACUUCAUGUGCAACAGCAGCUGUGUUGGAGGAAUGAAUCGCCGACCAAUAUUGAUCAUAGUAACGCUGGAAACAAGAGACGGUCAAGUGCUUGGGCGCCGGUGUUUUGAGGCUCGGAUUUGUGCUUGUCCUGGAAGAGACCGUAAGGCAGAUGAGGACAGCAUUCGCAAGCAGCAAGUCUCAGACAGUACAAAGAGUGGCGAAGGUAUGAAACAAUGUUUUAGACAGAGCACACAUGGAAUUCAAAUGGCAUCUAUUAAAAAACGGCGGUCACCAGAUGAUGAAGUGUUGUACAUACCUGUAAAAGGCAGAGAAAUAUAUGAAACUUUAUUAAAAAUUAAAGAGUCUCUAGAACUUAUGCAGUACCUUCCCCAACACACGAUUGAAACCUACAGACAACAACAGCAACAUCUAUUGCAGAAACAAUCGGCAAUACAAAGUCAGCCUACCUUUGGUUCAGUCUCUCCUCCCCUCAGCAAGAUGAAUAGCAUGAACAAGCUACCUUCUGUCAGCCAGCUGAUGAACCCACAACAGAGAAAUUCCCUUACUCCAAAUGCCAUGUCUGAUGGAAUGGGGUCAAACAAUCUCAUGAUGGGGGCACACAUGCCAAUGCCUGGUGAUCUUAAUGGGCUCAGCCCUCCUCAGUCAUUACCACCUUCGCUUUCCAUGGCUUCCACAUCACACUGCACACCGCCUCCCCCAUACCCCACAGACUGCAGCAUUGCCAGUUUUUUAGCGAGAUUGGGAUGUUCAUCUUGUCUGGACUUUUUCACUACCCAGGGACUGAGCAGCAUUUAUCAGAUUGAGCAUUACUCCAUGGAGGACUUGAUUAAUCUGAAGAUCCCUGAGCAGUUUCGUCAUGCAAUUUGGAAAGGUUUACUUGAACACAGACAGAUCCAUGACUUCUCCACUCCUCCCCAUUUGCUAAGGACAUCCAGCAGUGCUUCUUCUGUCAGUGUGGGUGGCAAUGAGCCUCGCGGAGAAAGAGUGAUUGACGCAGUGCGUUUCACACUUCGCCAGACCAUCUCCUUCCCUCCACGAGAUGAUUGGAAUGAUUUCAAUUUCGAUAUGGACACCCGCAGGAAUAAGCAGCAGCGUAUAAAAGAGGAGGGAGAAUGA